UUUUGCGCACAUCGCUUGUGAUGUUAUUUAGUCGGCUUUAUAUGUCCCUGUUAUAAGGUGACGGACAUAUUAUUUUAAAUAUUCGUGCGUACAACUUGUAGGCGGAACAGGUUGUCGCGCUAGUGACGUCAUGAGCUGCGCCGCCUGUACCGCUUCUGGUUGCCGUGGUAACCCGGGCCGACGGGGAGCUGUUGGCUGCUCAUUUGCGGGACCAUGAGCUUUGUGGAUGAGGAGGCCGAGGCGGUGUCCGUGGGGUCUGAGUGGAGGAGGUCGCAGGGGGCCCGCUGUGACUCCAGAAGCUGCCAGACAAAUCCUGUCACCAGUAAAGAGUCUUCUGUGCAGGUGCUUGAAGCCAGUGAGGCCGGGACACAGACCGAAUGGAACCAAGACCAGAGAAUUCUGGAUAUCGAGCUUGCGCCUCUUCUAGAUUACCCCGGUAUUGGGGAGUUUCUAAAACGUGUGGAGGAAGACAUGAUCCGAGAACUGAAGAAGAACUGGAGAAGUCACGCUUUUGAUGGCUUUGAAGUGACUUGGGAGGAACAGAAUCCCCAGGUGUCCUGCUUGCAUAGUCUGCAGUAUCCGGAUGCAGUUUCAGAGCAUCUUCAAGUCACCAGUGUAUCUUGGAACGCCACAGGAUCGGUCAUUGCUUGUUCCUAUGGCAGGUUAGGAGAUGGAGACUGGAGUACAGAAAAAUCCUACAUCUGCACAUGGAACCUGGACCGACGAGGCUUUAACCCCAACCACCCCGAUCUAGUCCUCGAUGUGCCCAGCUCAGUCAUGUGUUUGGCAUUUCAUCCCUCUAGACCGUCCCUUAUAGCCGGUGGUCUUUUCAAUGGGGAGGUUCUAGUCUGGGACACAAGUCGGACGGAUGACCCGCUCAUUGGAAGAACUGGGCUCUCAAUAGACAGCCACAUGGAUGCUGUCUACCAGGUUCGUUGGCUUCAAGAGGCCCCACAGUCUCACAGGUUGCAGGUUCAGAGUGUUUCUUCUGAUGGGAAGAUCUUAGUAUGGCAGAUGGAGAAGGAGGGACAGCUCACGCUGCACAAUGGAUUCGCUCUGGUUGCUCACCAAAUACCCAGUAACUCAAAGAUAAACAAGCACGGCCGAGGUGACACAGCCGUGGGGGUGACAUGCCUCUCCUCAUCACAUUUUGAUCCCAGCAUAUUCGUUGUUGGAGUAGAAGGUGGCUACCUGCUAAAGUGUUCAACUACAGUCCAGACAGCUGCCCUCACCAACAUGGCUUCCUCUGUUCCACUAAAGGCUCCGGCCCAGUUCACCUUUUCCCCCCAUGGAGGACCUGUCUAUUGUGUUGAUUGCUCACCUUUCCACAGGAAUCUCUUCUUGAGUGCAGGGACAGAUGGACACACUCACCUGUACUCCAUGCUUCAGGAGAAACCCCUCACCUCUCUGCAGCUCUCCCAGAAAUACCUCUUUAGCAUUCAGUGGUCUCCCGUGCGCCCUUUGGUUUUUGCAGCCGCUUCCGGAGAAGGAGAACUGCUGCUCUUUGACUUCGGAAAAAGCUCCCAGAGGCCAUCACUGACCGUAAAGCAGACGUCCAAUGAGAAGCCGGUUUACUGCCUGGAGUUCAAUAAAGUGCAGAUCCGACUCCUGGCAGCCGGGGACGCUACUGGUGUGGUGAAGAUAUGGCAGCUGAGUUCUGACUUCACCGAGCAAGGGGCCCGAGAGAUGAACCUACUAGAUGAGCUCGCCGGGGCCGUCACCGACUGAUCUGAAGGUCUUGUAUCUAUUCGGUGUAUUAUUUGUACAUAAUAUAAAUGGAAUAAAUUCUUGUCUGAGA
Molecule: messenger RNA, 1798 nt
Organism: Hyla sarda
Lineage: Eukaryota; Metazoa; Chordata; Amphibia; Anura; Hylidae
Gene: DYNC2I2
Product: dynein 2 intermediate chain 2
Exons: 9
Coding region: 214-1728 (504 amino acids)
Biological process (GO): intraciliary transport
Cellular component (GO): cytoplasmic dynein complex; ciliary plasm
Molecular function (GO): dynein light chain binding; dynein heavy chain binding
Source: RefSeq, a predicted model, not a curated record